UACAGUAUGGUAUAUAUACCAAUGUAUUAAGCACAAUAGACGCGGCAGAAUGAUGGAAAAUGUGAAGUAGAGAAAUAUGUUAACUUUGUAAUUUCAUAAAAUGAUGGAAGAUAUUAAUGAUAAGUUUUUCUAUGUGUACAGUUCUUCGUUAGACACGAAAAUACAAAUUAAAAUAGGAACAUUAGAAGGAAAAAGACAACGACCAGAAUAUGAUAAAUUGCUUAUCGACCCUAUGUUGAAAUACUCUGGUCUAUAUGGAACCAAUGGAGGACGUGGGGAUUUAGCAGCUUCUUUACAGGUGUGGGCUGGUGGUAGACCACUUGCUUUACCCGUUCAUACAGCAUAUAAACAUUUCACAUCACGUUGGAAUUGGAAUCAAUGGGUAACUCUACCGAUUUCUUAUUCUGAUCUACCACGAGAUGCUCAAUUAUGUAUAAGUUUAUAUGACUGUGCUGGACCUGGUAGAAAAUUACCAGUUGGUGGUACAACAAUAUCUUUAUUUGGAAAACAUGGAGUGUUUCGUCAAGGAAUGCUAGACCUUAGAGUGUGGCCUGGGGUAGAAGCAGAUGGUAGUGUACUAACUAGUACACCAGGAAAAACUAGAGAUCAUGGGAAAGAACAAAUGCAACGAUUAGCAAAACUUGUCAAGAAGCACAGGAAUGGUCAAAUGAAUAAAGUUGACUGGCUGGACCGAUUAACAUUUAGAGAAAUUGAGUUAAUUAAUGAAAGAGAGAAAAGAGCAUCUGAAUACUUGUACUUAAUGAUUGAGUUUCCAGAAAUUACUAUGGAUGGAAUACCGUACUCUAUAGUGUAUUACGAAAAAGAUGGGGAUGAAGUUGUUCAACACAGAUCACAACCAGAUGUUGUAACUUUGCCCGAUUAUGAAAUUUUGCAAGAAAAUCUUGUGGAAGCAAAACAUCAUAAAUUGGCUCGAAGUUUACGAAGCGGUGGCCAUACUCGAGAAUUAAAACCAACUUCAAAUGUUCGUGAUGCUUUAAACAUAAUAUUAAGUUAUCCGCCAACAACGGCUCUUUCUACAGAAGAACAAGAUCUUAUUUGGAAAUAUAGAUUUUAUUUGUCAAAUCAAAAGAAGGCUUUAACAAAAUUCGUGAAAUGCGUAAAUUGGAAAGUUGCUGGAGAAGAACGACAAGCAUUAGAAAUGUUAGCAUUAUGGGCACCACCUGACCCUGAAGAUGCAUUAGAGUUACUUGGCCCAGCAUUUACACAUCCAGCUGUUAGAAGAUAUGCUAUUACUCGACUUAAUCAAGCACCUGAUGAUGACUUAAUGUUGUAUUUGUUGCAAUUAGUACAAGCUUUGAAGUAUGAAGAUUUUGAAAGCAUCAAAAGGGCACAUCAGACAUUAAUAAAAGAAAAGGAAUCUGAAAAAGUUGAAAAAUUAGAUAGAGAAGUACAAAUUAAUGAUUCUUCAUCUACAGCUGUAACAACAUCCAGUGAAUCUGAAAGUGGACAUUUCUCAGCAAGUCAAGAUUCUCUUAUGGAUUUAGCAUCUUUUCUGAUUACUCGUGCAUGCCAAAAUACUACACUGGCUAAUUACUUUUAUUGGUAUCUCUCUAUUGAAUGUGAAGAUCAAAGUGAUCCAUCAAUAAGUGCAAAACAAGAUACUCGUGUUAAAGAAAUGUAUAAUACUGUAAUGUCAAUGUUUUCAAUGAUGCUAGCACAAGGAAAUGCUGUUUGGCAAAAAAGAAGAGCAUUUCUUUUACGCCAAAAAAUGUUUAUUGAUCAAUUAGUAGCAUUGGUAAAAGCAGUUGCACGAGAAAGCGGAAAUCGUAAAAAGAAAACUGACCGGCUCAGGAUAUUAUUGGCAGAUCCGGAUCCAGCAUUUAAAAUCAAUUUUUCCAAUUUUGAACCAAUACCUUUUCCCUUGGAUCCAGAAAUUUGUAUCAAGGGAAUUAUACCUGAAAAAGCCAGUCUUUUUAAAUCAGCUCUUAUGCCUUCUAAAUUAACAUUUUUAACAACGGAAAACAGCGAAUACAUUGCGAUUUUUAAACAUGGCGAUGACCUCAGACAAGAUCAAUUAAUUUUACAAACAAUUGCACUUAUGGAUAAAUUAUUAAGAAGAGAAAAUUUGGAUUUAAAACUUACUCCUUAUAGGGUACUUGCAACAAGUACUAGACAUGGUUUUUUACAAUUUAUUGAAUCUACAACAGUUGCAGAAGUUCUAGCUAGUGAAGGUUCCAUAUUAAGCUUUUUCCGAAAACAUCAUCCAUCCGAAAAUGGCCCUUAUGGUGUUGUACCUGAAGUUAUGGAUACUUAUGUUCGAAGUUGUGCCGGUUACUGCAUUAUCACAUAUGUACUUGGUGUUGGUGACCGACAUUUAGAUAAUUUACUCUUAACAACGUCAGGUAAACUCUUUCAUAUAGAUUUCGGCUAUAUUUUGGGUCGAGAUCCAAAGCCUUUACCACCACCAAUGAAAUUGAGUAAAGAGAUGGUUGAAGCUAUGGGGGGCGUAGGUUCGGAACAUUAUCAUGAAUUUCGAAAACAAUGUUACACUGCAUUUCUACAUUUGCGCAGACAUGCAAAUUUAAUUCUAAAUUUGUUUUCGUUAAUGGUUGAUGCUAGUGUACCAGACAUAGCUUUAGAACCAGAUAAAGCUGUUAAAAAAGUUCAAGAUAAACUACGAUUGGAUUUGAGCGACGAAGAAGCAGUGCAUUAUGUACAUAAUCUUUUGGACUUAUCAGUAACAGCUGUAAUGGCAGUAUUAGUGGAACAAUUACACAAGUUUGCACAAUACUGGCGAAAAUAAAACUAAAUCAAUCGAGAUAAUGAUUGUAAAGACUGUGUUCCUUCAUAACUAUUGCAAAUAUUACUAUAUUGUAUAUAAAUGACCAUACGUCUAUAAAUGUAACAUAAUUUAUUGUAUUUUGGGAUUAUUUUAGGUAAUAAAUCUUUGAUAAUAAUAAUAAAUAUAUACUAGUACUUUUUA
Molecule: messenger RNA, 2944 nt
Organism: Bombus terrestris (buff-tailed bumblebee)
Lineage: Eukaryota; Metazoa; Arthropoda; Insecta; Hymenoptera; Apidae
Gene: Pi3K59F
Product: phosphatidylinositol 3-kinase catalytic subunit type 3
Exons: 10
Coding region: 101-2764 (887 amino acids)
Biological process (GO): phosphatidylinositol-3-phosphate biosynthetic process; autophagosome assembly; autophagy of peroxisome
Cellular component (GO): cytoplasm; phosphatidylinositol 3-kinase complex, class III, type II; peroxisome
Molecular function (GO): 1-phosphatidylinositol-3-kinase activity
Source: RefSeq, a predicted model, not a curated record